Molecule: messenger RNA, 3701 nt
Organism: Aspergillus saccharolyticus JOP 1030-1
Lineage: Eukaryota; Fungi; Ascomycota; Eurotiomycetes; Eurotiales; Aspergillaceae
Product: putative TGF beta receptor associated protein 1
Exons: 3
Coding region: 66-3701 (1211 amino acids)
Biological process (GO): autophagy; endosomal vesicle fusion; vesicle-mediated transport
Cellular component (GO): fungal-type vacuole membrane; cytoplasm
Source: RefSeq, a predicted model, not a curated record
CGGCGUCCGUCACCAAGCCAUUCUCAGCUACAGACUUUCUCUACGACACCAGAGCGGGUCUCAUCAUGGUGUCCGAAGAGGAGGGCAUCAGCCCGCGCAAACGGCGGAAGAUUGGCCCUCCCAAGGCAGCUCCAUAUGUUUUGCGAUCGCUGUUCGACCAGGUACCCUUGAACUCCGAUGAUAACGAUGACGAUGUCCACAUCACCACGGUUGAGUAUUGGAACGACAAUCUGUACAUCGGGACAUCUGCCGCCGAGAUCCUCCAUUUCGUCUGUCUGCCGCCGGACCCCUCGGACAAGUCGAACGAGCCGUCGUUUAUCCUAGCUUCACGAUUACCUAUCCCCUUCGCCCACAAUGCAGCCGCUGCUACUAAGUCGCUCGGGAUCCAGCAGAUACUCUUGCUACCCGCCGUCAAUAAAGCUUGUGUCCUGUGCAACGGGACUGUCACCUUCUACAUGCUACCGGAGCUUAGCCCGGCCUUCGGAAACACCAAAGUCAACAAUUGUUCAUGGAUUGGAGGGGUGGAUCUCAACACGGCAGCAGACGAGCAGAAUGAGCAAGUGGUCAUGAUCGCGGCGCCGAAUCGUACUAUGCUGGUGAGAAUUGGGGAAGAGGCUCGACGUAUAAGGAACAUCGAGUUCCCCGGGUGUCUGGUUGCGGCGCGAAGAGGGAUAAUCGCCUGUGCCGCAGACGCACACUCGUACUCCCUUGUCGACGUGGAGAACCAACAAAAAAUACAAUUGUUCCCGAUUUCCUUCUCGAAUGAGGAUUUCGUGCCUAAUCAAAUCCACGAUGUCUCGACAGCUUCGCCAUUGAAGUCGCCUUCCUCGCCGUUCUUCGCCCACUCUCCCACCUCAGAGAGUCAUCUGUAUGAGAGAAGCUCCAGCUCGAACACCAUUUCUGGACUGUUACAACCCCACGGACACAAGCGAUCAGGCUCCGCCACUUCGGAACUGUCUCCCGAGUCGGGGACGCCAAGACGCUCGCUGUCUACAGAGCGCGCAGGGAGCGCAUCUCCCAGGCGGAGCAUGGAGAACUCACCACCUGAUUCAGAGUCAGGCGCAGACGAAAGAAAGCCGCUUCCCCCGCUCCCAAAGCCGACGCCACUGAAACCCCACAUCCUAUCUCCAACCCCGUCUGAGUUCCUGCUUGUCCGAGGAACGGACGGCGCGGAGCCCGGGGUGGGUAUGUUUGUCAAUGUCGACGGCGACGUGGUUCGUGGCACAAUCACCUUCCAUAAGUAUCCAGAAUCCAUCAUCAUCGAUAAAGGCGACGAGAACAACAUGAUCCAUUCGCCUGAUAAUACCCACGAGCAACUUCUGCUGGCAGUAAUAGAGGCAGAAGAAGAUGGUCAGCGCCGCAAGUUCUUGGAGGUGCAACUCUGGGAUGUCGAUCCUGGGGAAGCGGACGAUCACAAAAUGUGGGUUGAGAUACCGUCUUCGCCGGAUAUGCAGCACACGCAUGUCGGCCUCAAUCAUACGAUCAGCCCGAGCCAGCUGGAGAUCGCCGAGAUGGGUAAGCUCCUGCAGAUGGUGCGCCUGAAGACCCCGUCGCUUGCACCACAUGUCCCUGCUACAGAUCCGAGAACGCAGGCGUCUAUCGAGCAUCUGCAGAAAGAAAAAGAGCUAUUUGAAGGCCAGGAAGGGGCCGGGGAAGCUGAGCGCGGCUGGGAGACGGAGCGCAAUGCCGAAGAAGCCAAAUUUGCGCGUGCCUUGGGCCAGACCCAAAGCAGUCUGAUCAUGUGGAACGGUAAUCAGAUUUGGCGGGUGGUGAAGAACCCACUCACAACACAGCUGGAUGACGCCCUACAGAGCGCCCAAGUCCCAGAGGCGGAAGGUCGUACCAUACUCAAGCGAGAGGCCAUCUCGAACGUCAUCGAGUUAGUCCAAGCUGCGGAGCCAAAGUCUGAAUCCGAGUUCUUGGGCUUGAACUACUUGAAGCAAAAAGCGAGUCUGCUUCUUUUCGGCGACCUCAUCCUCAUGGACUCGAAGCACCGAGAUGAGGCAACUAUAGAUGCGACGGAACGGGCGCUUAUCGUUGGAAACCUGGAUCCCCGGAUCCCGCUCCUGUUGAUCCCCCUUUUGCGACGAGAAGUUCUGCAGAGCCCGCAAGGAAUUUGGAUCCAUGCAGGCUUGGCGCAGCUCACCGAAGGAUACGUUCAGCAGCUGAGUACGACUGUGGGAGGUGGAGCGUCCGACAGUGCAGUGCUAGAUAUGAUCAAGAGGUUCUUGUUCUCAUGGCAGCAGAAGAGGGGGUAUGGAAGUAUUACGGAUGAAAGCUACGUCUUCGACAGCGUUGAUGCAGCAUUCCUGCACUUGCUCUUGGAACAAGACGCACACCUCGCGCCCGAACAACGUGCAGGCUCUUCGUUACGCAUCGAACUGAACAGGCUUGUGGAUAAUUGGAAAGGCAACCUGGACCGUGCUGUAGCCCUCCUGGAACAGUAUCGGCGACUCUUUGUCUUGAGCCGACUAUAUCAAAGCCAGAAGAUGUCUCGCAAUGUCCUCAAAACAUGGCGCCGCAUCAUUGAGGGUGAAGAAGAUCUAGGCGGCGAAAUCACUAUUGCUGGCACGGAGGCGCAGAUGCGUCGGUAUCUGGUCAAGAUCAAGGACGUGCAACUGGUGGAGGAAUAUGGCGCAUGGCUCGCACAGCGCAAUCCUAGUUUGGGUAUACAAGUAUUCUCCGAUGGCACGAGCAGAGUGAAGCUGGAGACGGCCGAUGUCGUCGACCUCCUCAAGCAACAAGCUCCAAAUGCCGUCCAAGCGUACUUGGAGCAUCUUGUCUUUGCCCGAAAUCUCACCCAAUACGCGGACGACCUCCUAGCAUACUAUCUCGACUCCGUUCUCUCUGUCUUGGAAAGCUCGCCGUCGGCGCGGGCCUCUCUGUCCGAGUCUUACUCUACCUACCGCGCUCUGAGCGCCCCGAAACCCACCUACAUGAAUUUUAUUACGGUGAACACCCCCUCCGAGCCAUGGUGGCAAUCCCGGCUGCGGCUGCUUCAGCUGCUAGGCGGCGGCAGCACCGGGGGCAGCCAGUUUACCACGAUGCCGCCGCGGAGCUUCGCCUUUUCGAUCCCUGCCGUUCUGGCGCGGAUCGAGCCCUUCCAGAACGAGCUCGUCUCGGAAUCUAUUAUUCUCGACGGGCUCCAGGGCCGACACCGCGAGGCUCUGCAUCUCCUCACGCACGGGCUGGGCGACUACGACUCGGCGGUCCAGUACUGUCUCUUCGGCGGCCCGCGCGCGACGAGCAGCAGCGCGUCCUUCGCCGAGCGACCGCUGCAGAGCGAGCUGUUCCGGUUCCUGCUGGACGAGUUCCUGGCGGUGGAGGAUCUGUCGGAACGCAUCGAGCGGACCAGCGACCUGCUGGGGCGAUUUGCGGCGUGGUUCGACGUCGGGGAGGUGCUGCGGGUGAUUCCGGAUGAGUGGAGCGUGGAUAUCCUGAGCGGGUUCCUGGCGCACGUCUUCCGGGUCCUGGUGGGGGAGGGCCGGGAGGUUCGGAUUGCGCGGGCGUUGAGCGCGGGGUUGAACCUACGGGUAGGGACGGAAUAUAUCGAGGGCGUCGAGAAGGUGGGGCCGUGGGUUGAGGAUGGGGAUGGAUUGCGUAGGAUGAAAGAUCGGCCGGUGAUGAGGGCGGGGGGGAGGGAGAGCGAGGACAGCGAGGAGUUUGGGGAUAUUGUGGAGGCGGAUGCUCGUAAUGAAUGA